Molecule: messenger RNA, 1619 nt
Organism: Periophthalmus magnuspinnatus
Lineage: Eukaryota; Metazoa; Chordata; Actinopteri; Gobiiformes; Gobiidae
Product: zinc finger protein 8-like
Exons: 4
Coding region: 113-1453 (446 amino acids)
Biological process (GO): regulation of transcription by RNA polymerase II
Molecular function (GO): RNA polymerase II cis-regulatory region sequence-specific DNA binding; DNA-binding transcription factor activity
Source: RefSeq, a predicted model, not a curated record
CGAGCUGCUACAAAACAUCUGAAUCCUCGUUUCUGACGCUGUUUCACCUCUUACACAGCGCAAACACGUUGAUUUGAGCUUGUUCCCAUUGUACGAACUUUAAUGCGCAAACAUGGCGACGUGCGUGCCGUUCCAGAGCCAGUUAUCGUCCAUUCUUGAGGUUCUGGUGCGCUCGGCCGUGGCACAGAUCUCCAAACUGGUGGAUGAAAAAUGCGCUUUUCUGCACCUGGAAAUCUCCCGAAAGCAAAGCGAAAACGAGUUGCUCAAACGGAGACUGCAGACGGUGGAGAGCAAGAACGCGCUGCUGCAACAAGGAUACGACAAAUACCUGGAGCGUGGCAUCUCUAUGGACAACAGCAGUGCAACUGUGCAAGGAGAUAUCAAGUUUCCAGACCUUCUUGAGAACAGUUCUGCUCCGUUCACAGUGAAAGAGGAGAGUCCAGAUGACCUGUGGAUCAGUCCGUCUGCUCUCAGCACAGGUUCUUCUGCACAAUUUAUGACAACUUCCGAAGGGCAGCGAUUUGAAAAGAAUUGCCAAAUAACCCAAACUGAAGUAUCCACGGCGCAGAAAAACAUGGACAUAAGCCACACGUACAACCCAUCUCACCACAACAUGGGCCAAAACUUCACUGUAAAAACCGAAAAAGAGGAGAACCAAGCAGGGUUCAGCCAGGAUAGCUGUCAACAUAGCACUAGAAAGCUACCUCAACCAAACAAUAUGAACAACAGUGACUUUUCUAUGGAAGAACGCAGCAGCCAACUUUGGUCUUCAAUAAUGGACGGAAACGAAAUAGAUUCUAGUUUUCCAGAUUUUUCUAGCGUUGUCGACGAAUAUUCAAACACAUUUUCAGAGCAAUCGGAAGUGGUGGCUAAAGCUAGUACUGCCGAUCAAGUCCAAACGCAAUGUAACGGUGUUUUUAAUAGUGAAUUUUCCAAGGAUUCUUCACAAAUGGCUAAUUUUCAAACCGGAAUUCCAAACAACUUGCACAAUACGCAUUUGCAAGAAAGAGAAAAUAAUGAUAGGCCGACUGUAAACCAGGGAAUUAGUAUUUUUGAUAGUUCGAACUAUAGUUCCCAGCAAAACUUUCAAAAUAAGACAAUUACAACAAUGCGGGGUUACACUUGCAUGCAGUGUGGGAAGACUUUCGGACGUUUACACCAGUUUAAGCUGCACCAGCAGAGCCAUAGGAGGAAGAGGGCGUUUUGGUGCACUGUUUGUGGUAAAAGUUUUAUGUGUUCAUCCCAUUUGAGGAUUCACCAUCGCACUCACACAGGAGAGAAACCUUUCGGGUGUUCAGUCUGUGGAAAAAGGUUCACACAGCAAAGCAGUCUCAGGGUGCACCAGAGGACUCAUAGCGGAGAGAGACCUUACAGCUGUUCAGACUGUGGCAAAACCUUUAUACUAAUGCACCAUCUCAAGAGGCAUAAGGUUAUUCAUACGUACAAUGGGUAGAAAAUAUGUGGUUAAGCUGGGCUUGAACUGGUUACCUUUCAGUUAGUAGGUGAGCAAGUGUAACUAAAGGUGAUGCUGACACCAUAACAAGUGAGGUAAACUUAAAGAUGCACUGUGUAUAUUUUCUGUUGGGAGGCCUGCUAACUACUUUCCUCCAUGGAGAUGU